AUGGCGACCACACCCAAGAUCCUCUCUACCCUCCCUAACGUCUUCACCUCGCUCCACGAGGCCAAGAUCAAAUCCAAGCUCACCUUUGCGCAGCUCGGCGAGGCCAUCGGGCGCAAUGAAUGGUACACCACCGCCAUCUUCUACGGCCAAGCACGACCGGACAAAAGCGAUGUCGAGAAGCUCUCGGCCGCCCUCGGUCUCCAGCAGGGCUUCCUCGAGGAGGCUUUCGGGGAGGACUUCUUCCCCUUGCGCGGUCUCGGCGAGUUCCCCCCCCAGGACCCCGUCCUGUACCGACUGUACGAGGUCAUCGUCGUGUAUGGCUACCCGUUGAAGCACAUGAUCAACGAAAAGUUCGGCGACGGCAUCAUGUCCGCUAUCGACUUCGAGGGCGACGUCGAGAAGGUCAAGGGUAGUCAGGGCGAGGACAGAGUCAAGAUCACCCUCAACGGCAAAUUCCUCCCCUACCGCCGAUGGUAA
Kalmanozyma brasiliensis GHG001 is the source of this 477-nucleotide messenger RNA. Its product is annotated as Cyanate lyase, C-terminal. NCBI's taxonomy places the organism in Eukaryota, Fungi, Basidiomycota, Ustilaginomycetes, Ustilaginales. Gene Ontology annotation, molecular function: DNA binding; cyanate hydratase activity. Bases 1 to 477 code for a protein of 158 amino acids. The record is from RefSeq and is a predicted model, not a curated record. The transcript has a single exon.